AUGAAGGAGCGGCGACGUACCCGAAGAACGCUGGUCUACUGUCUGUUCUUCGUGCUACUCUCGGGUGCUCUUGUAUUCAUCGCACCACUCCUGCUCCAAGAGGAUGCCGUCGACAAUAUCCCCCUCUCCUCUGCUUCGAGAGCGAAUCAUAACAACGACAUCUGUGGCAGGGCGAGUUCGUGUUUGGAUUGUCUGUUCCCCCCCAUCAGUGCGAGGUUCACAUCAGAUGUGCGCCGCUCAUCGCCCCACUGCUUUUGGUGCUCAGCGACAGAACGCUGUGUGCCGCGAGGGAGCCGCGAGGAUGUGUGCAUUGACAGCGAAGAGCAGUCGUGUCCAGCGGUGCUGCAUACCACAAUCCCAAAUGCAUUCCGCGUGGUGCACGUCGGGAUCCGCAAGGGCGGUCCGGAGGCCCUCAUUCAGCUGCACCUCGCGCUGAAUCGCUGGGGAUUCCGCACCACGCUUGACACUCGUCAGAAGGAGAAGGGAGGUGCGGUCGUCCCGUUCUUUCGAGAGAUGUACAAGGUGGCCUUUGCCCGCGCGCCGCCGUUACGUUGGUUCAGGAACUACGCGGCGUGGCAAAACGCUGCCGUCGAAGGCGAUGUGCUGAUCGCGACGGAAACGUGGCCAUGCCUUCAGAAGGACCAUCUUGCAGCUGGAGUGCGGCAGAUGCAGUGGCACUUAACGGUGUGGCCGCGCAGCGAUAGAUCACACUGCACAAUCGCAGGGCACACGAACUACCUGGCGAUGUCGUACAUGAAUCAGUCCAAGUUGGCAGUUCUCUACCCGUAUGUCUCUCCUCAUAUUGUGGAGCUGGCGCAGACUCGGUCUUCGUGGCGCGCGGCCAAGCGUCGCGGCACGAAAAAUCCACUGGUACUGUUUGACGCUGAUGUGAAGUUACGAGAAAACGACUUGAUGGGUCGCCAUGGUGUUGUAAGAGAUUUGAAACGAGCCACUGGCCUUGCCCCUGAGGAAUUAUACUCGCUCUACGGAGAGGCAAUGGCCGGUGUUGACCUGCAACUCCCAGGUGCGGAGCGAUUCGUAUUUGAGGCCGUGCUGUUUGAUGUGUGCGUCAUAGUGGACGACUCGCUGGUUGGUGGUUGCAAGGAUGAUGUGCCGGUUCCUGAAGCGUUUCGUGUUCCAGCAGGGGAUGUCGAUGCGCUGAACAACGCCAUAGAUCGAUGCAUUAGUGACUACGAUACUGUUAUGUCAGAGUUCAAGGAAAUGAAACAGUUCACUUUGCGGCAGAAAAAAACAUUUGAACGACAGGUACGACGGUAUUUUUCGAACAGUGUUCAUGUUGUGUCUUUGAUAUGUUCACAGGUGCAGUCCGAGUUGUACCUCGUCCGGUUUAUCCUUAAUAUUUUGCUCCACAUCCCUUUCGCCACAGUGGAGAUACGUCUUGGUGAAGGUGUCACAGGGUUAACGGAGCAGCAACAAAGCCACCUUCUGAAGCAGAGUUGGUUGGCAGCGGUUCGGUUUGUGCAUUUGGGCUCCAGGGAAACAGCAGAGGUGUGCCGCGUUAGCGGUGAAGUAACCGCUAACAAUCCUCAGAGGUACCAUGAGUCUGCGGUGCAGCUGGCAUACUCAAUUACCCUCCCCACUGGCAGCUCCAUCCUCAGCAACGCAAAUCGUACUUUGCUUGCACUCUUUGUCCCUAUCGAUGUUGUCAUUGUGAAUGAGGAAGCUGUGCACUAUAUCACCACCCAGCUCGCUUUGAUACAACGGCAACCUCUAGGUAAAAAUGAGUUCGCUCUCUUUCUUCUUGAUUCAUCAGACGUUGAAGUGGCGAACGUGCCACUGAUCGCAGUAUGGACUGCUGAUGCACCCUCACUCGUGUGUGGCCACAUGGUGAUUGGUGAUGUACCAUUGUUAGACAAAGCCUGUAGGCAAAAACAAUACUUGGCAGCGUCGGCGGGAGAGAGGGGUGUGCGCAAAGCGAUUGUUGUGCAUGACAGAGGUGAUGAUGUGGUGUUGGCCCGCUUUGCUCCUUCUAGUGGUGCCAAGGACAGGACUCUUCAGAUCGCGUGGGACUUCAUGUGCCUUCAUGCGCUUUGGAAAGACUUCGUGGGCGGCUGUUAA
Trypanosoma grayi is the source of this 2079-nucleotide messenger RNA. RefSeq lists its product as hypothetical. NCBI's taxonomy places the organism in Eukaryota, Euglenozoa, Kinetoplastea, Trypanosomatida, Trypanosomatidae. The transcript has a single exon. The record is from RefSeq and is a predicted model, not a curated record. The coding region runs from base 1 to 2079 and encodes 692 amino acids.